AUGGACCUUCCUACCGGGUUCCCAGAACAGCUCAGGGGCCCCAUGGCCUGGGAUGCAUCUGAUUUUAGCCAGAACCCAGCGGCGUACACUCUGACACUGACUGAAAGUGACCUACUGGCAAUCGAAAAAGCCGUCAACCACUUCAAGGGCCUUGGCCUUCCGCGAGGCUCCGUGGAUCGGUCCAAUUUUCCCCUCCCUGAGGAUCUCACCAUGAAACUCCGGCAGAUCAAUGAUACCCUGAACAAUGGACAGGGCUUUCAAGUCGUGCGCGGGAUCGACCCCACCUCUUACAGUGAGGAAGAACACAUCCUCAUCUUUGCUGGCAUCUGUGCCCAUGUGGCUACCCACCGAAACUGGUUCAUCGGUAUGUUGAUCAAAGACGAUGUGGCUGGCGUCAACUUGCGCCCGCCGGAGUUGCCAGUCUCCAUGAACUUCCACACUGAUGUGGACUCGGGGCCUAUUCUGGCACUUUUUAUGGAGAAGAAGUCCAAAUCUGGUGGCAACCAACACCUCUCGAGUUUCUGGACCAUCUACAAUUCCCUUGCCAGGGAGUCUCCUGAGGUCAUCAGGGAGCUUGCAUCCAGCUGGCACUGGGAAAUGCCAGACAAAGAGAAUCUUGGAGGACCCAACAUCGUCCUGCCAUCUCGGCCAAUCAUUGGUAAAGCGGAUGGAAGAAUGCAGAUCAACUUUGCCAAGGCAUAUGUUGCUGGCGACCCCAAGUACCCUAUGAACAAGGGCUCGCCAUCCUUGUCCCCAUCACAAGAGGCUGCUCUCAAGGUCCUCUCUGACACAGCAAGGAAGCACAGUCUUCAGCUUGAUGCCAAAGCAGGCGAUCUUGUUCUAGUCAACAACCUCUCCAUCAUGCACGCUAGAGACGCUUUUGUUGAUGACGUAGUGUCUGGCGAGGUACGACAUGUGCUCCGGCUCUGGCUUCAAGAUCAGGACAGUUGGCCUGUGGCUUCUUCCCUUGGCUACAUCGAGCCUAAGAAGGCGUGGCAUGUUCCGGAUAAGCAUCAGUCGCUGCGUACACUGUCUGAAUGGGUUCAGCUACCCCGACCCAUCCGUGCGGUUGAUGCAGCUGCAUCGCAAAAGCAUGCCUGA
Messenger RNA from Fusarium falciforme, 1101 nucleotides. RefSeq names its product TauD domain-containing protein. Lineage: Eukaryota; Fungi; Ascomycota; Sordariomycetes; Hypocreales; Nectriaceae. Bases 1 to 1101 code for a protein of 366 amino acids. The transcript is spliced from 4 exons. The record is from RefSeq and is a predicted model, not a curated record. Gene Ontology annotation, molecular function: oxidoreductase activity.